Molecule: messenger RNA, 2651 nt
Organism: Trichogramma pretiosum
Lineage: Eukaryota; Metazoa; Arthropoda; Insecta; Hymenoptera; Trichogrammatidae
Product: latrophilin-like protein 1
Exons: 8
Coding region: 688-1575 (295 amino acids)
Molecular function (GO): carbohydrate binding
Source: RefSeq, a predicted model, not a curated record
UCGCUCGCUCGCUCUCUCUCACUGUACCUAUAUCUCUCUCCUGCUGUAUCACAGCUCUCGCGUCGACUAUCGCCUUUGUGAAAGAGCCUGAAAACUAGUUAAGCACUGUGCGCUCUUAUACACGGAAGACGCCGUUUUCAGUCUUAAUCUCUGCCAAUGGUUUAAUUGUUUAUCGACGAGCAUCGCCGUCAGCUCCUCAGAGCUGGUUUUCGCGUCAACGAUCGAGACAGGACCUGGUCUCGCUUCGACUCCGGGUACGGUGUGUCGUCGCUGAUUAUACGAGCUGUUCGGCUGUGUGUUUUCGCUGGCAAAAAUACGACGACGACGACGACGAUCCGCGAAGUGAAACAGCACCAGACGUGUAUAUAUACUCAGCGCGGACUCGUGUAUAUAGUGUGCCAUGUACCGUAGGAUAUCCACACGUACCACGAUAUCCUCGCAAGUUGAUGCCGAAUAAAGAUCAUGUAGCAAUGAUGGAUGAAAAAAUGUCUCCGUCGAGUCGAGAAAUACUAUGCACAGGCUUUUUCACCAACGAUGGGUAUCCUAAUCAAAAAUAAAUUAACUAUAGAUUUUGGAAUUAGUCAACAUUUUUCAAACAGAGCCUAUCUUCUACAACAUCUUUAUAGAAAAGAGCAUAAACAUGUUUUUAGAGCAAUUUCAAACUAUCAUCAGUGAACAAAAUAAAUCAUGGCGCUCAAAAGAAAUAGACUCAAUGAGCUCGUGAUUUGUCUUAUUUUUACAACAAUAUUUAUGGACAAUUGCUCUACCUUCGCUCGUAAUUUAGAGCGAUACGACACAGCUUACGAAUGCGAAGGGAGAACUUUAAAAAUUGAGUGCCCUCCAAAUGAAGUCAUUCGCUUAAUUCGCGCGAAUUAUGGAAGAUUUUCCAUAACUAUAUGCAACGAGCAUGGAGAUACCGAUUGGAGCGUCAAUUGCAUGUCUCCGAGAUCAUUCCGCGUGCUAUAUAACAAAUGCAACUCUAAACAAAAUUGCAGUAUUAUAGCAUCAACUUCACAGUUUGGGGAUCCUUGCCCUAACACUCUGAAGUAUCUUGAAGCACAUUAUCAGUGUGCACCUGUUGAAAAAUCAACUUUAAACACUUUUUCAGCCAUGACAACCACAAUCCGACCAAGUCAAUCGUGGUUCAUAAAUCCACAAUCAUCUAUUUUAGAUGUUGAUCCAUAUCCUACAAAAACUACGGUAUCAACUUGGACAGCUGAAACUUCUACUAUGAUGACACACUCUGAGAGAUCAUCUAUUGUGCUUCAGCCAACCACGACUAUACCAAGAUUGUAUAAAAAAGACUAUCAAACUAUAACUACAUAUGAGAAAGGUACGAAUGUGAUGGAACUAGAAGAGAAAACAGAAGAACCUAAAAUUAUAUCUGAAGUUGAUGAAUCGCAAAUAUCAACUUUGCUGCAAGCAGUUUCUUCUCCUCCUCAUAAUAGGCAGCAUUUGUUUCCCGUGACAUCGAAAACGUUAGGGAAAUCGAAUGCGUCAACACUGAAAUGCAACCUAACGAUUUGGUUAUUUUGUAUUUCAAUUAUAUACCACCAUCGGUGGCAAUAUCACUAAGCAGACUGUUAUUUAUCAUAGUAUCAAAUAAAAUGAAGAAAACUCAAGAUUCAGGGGGCAGGAAUUGAUUGCUACAUUUACUGUAAAAAAGUUAUUUUCAAAUUACUAGAUAAUAUUUCCAGCAAUUUCUCAGUAUUAUAACUUAAACAUCUUUUGUAACAAUUUUUUGAUCGCUGUGCAUUUAGUUAUCAAGUAUUUAUUAAAAUGAGCGCGUACGAAUGUAUGAAUGAAUGUUUGAGAAUGACUGAUGAUAUUAUGCAGCCCGGGUAAAAGGUCAAAGUGAUUUUAGGUUUAAAAUACAAAAGAGUUUGAACUGAUCAAUUAUCUUAACAUCAAAGAUAAUCCUGUAGAAAUCAGAAACUGAAAAUUUAACUUUUGUCUUGUAGGAUACUUUGAAUUACUAGAAGUAAAGUUUUAUAAUCACACUUUAUAAAUGUAUCGUACACAUAAUAAGGGGCUAUUAUAAGAAAUAUUUAAAACUGACGUAAAUAUAAAAAAAGUAUUUGAAUUAUUAUAGUUCUUAGAUCUAUGUCUAGUUCAGUAUAUAAGCACUUUUAACUUUUUAGAAUAACUUCAUUUACAACCUUAAAGGUCCUUCAAAAGCGUCUUUUUAUUGUAAAUGACUAUAUUGUACAUGUUUAUAUGAAUGAGUAUCUGCAACAAGAAUUUUGUAAAUGUUAGUAAUUUAUUUAAAUUUGAAAUAAUGUGACCGUAGAGUAAUAUAUAUCAAAGUUGUUGACAACAACAGAUAAACAAAAUUUACUUUAUUAUAUGAAUUAUUGGUCAAGUUAUAUCAAGUUACUAAAACUUAGAAUCAAAAUUGUAAAAAUAUAUUUUUUUAUCAGGAAUGAUAAAUUUUUUUUGUUAGACAUUUGUUAAUUAACUAACAGAUGUUUAACUCAAGGUACAUACUAUUUAUAAGUAAAUAGAGCAAUUUUUUUUACUAUCUAUUCAAUUUUAUACACUUUAAUGACUACGAAUACUGAUAAAAAGCCAGAAUUUCUAUUAUUCAACCAUGACUUGUUAUAAGUAUAUGAAAUAAACUGUUGUAUAAAUAAAAAAAAAUUAAUCAUAAA